AUGAUAUAUUUUGCACUGCUAUGCGCAUUUUGCAAUUGCGUUGCAUAUGCGAUACCAGUUUCUAAGAACGAAAAGUUCACCGACAUUACCAUUAUCGGUACCCAAAAUGACCUCUUUCCCUUUUUUGGUGGUUCUGCUCCGUACUUUUCAUACCCUAUGAACUCAGGAGUCUCGGUUGAAGCGCCAGACAAAUGUUCCAUGAAACAAAUCCAACUAUUUGCGAGGCAUGGGGAGAGGUAUCCCACAAACAGCACGGCUCAACUGAUCAAAAGUACCUACGGAAAAUUGAAAAAUGCGCACCUCAAUUCCACAGGUUCAUUGUCGUUCAUUAACGACGACUACUGCUUUUUCUUGGAAGAUCCAACCCAAUUUGAAGAAUUGACCACCCUGAAGAACGUAAUUGACCCCAUAGACCCUUACUCGGGCCAACAAGAUGCUCAAAGACAUGCUCGUGAGUUCAUGUAUCAUUAUGGGGACCUUCUAGAAAAUACCACCACUCUCCCAAUCUUCACUUCAAACUCCAAGAGGGUUCACGAUACAGCUUUGUACUUUGGCCAGGCUCUAAGCAAUAAGCUCAAUAUCAGUAUGCAAGUCAUUUCUGAGGAAGCAAGUUCAGGUGCCAAUACUUUGACUCCGUAUAACUCUUGCAAGGACUACAAUGAAACAGAACACGCUGCGAUAUAUGCCAAAUUUCCUAAGGAUUAUCUUUCCGGAAUCAGUAGGCGUUUGCUACUUGAAAAUCCCGGAUUGAAUUUGACCACAAGCGAUGUGACCAACAUGUUCAGCUGGUGCGCGUAUGAGAUCGAUACUCGGGGUUACAGCCCAAUGUGCGAAAUUUUCACCCGGGAAGAACUUGUUUAUUACUCCUACAACCUAGACCUCAUUAGUUACUACGGGGAGGGAGCGGGCAACUCGUUGAGCGCAGACGUAGGGUCUGUUCCAUUCAAUUCAUCUAUCGAGUUACUAAAACAGAGCGAAUAUCUAGACAACAAGGUUUGGCUAAGUUUUACCCAUGACACAAACCUUAUUAACUAUCUUACUGCGAUUGGUUUGUUUGAUGACGGCUUGAAGCUACCAGCCGACCACAUUCCAUUCAGACAAUCCUCAUACCAUAGAUCAUGGAUGGUUCCUCUGGGUGCUAGGAUCUACACGCAGCUGUAUCAAUGUGGAAAUGAAUCAUAUGUGAGAUACGUUGUUAAUGACGCCGUGAUUCCACUUGAGCAGUGCUCAACUGGACCUGGUUUAUCGUGCAAGCUGUCAGACUUUUUAGACUACGCCGAAAAGCAGUUGCAGAAAACCAAUUUCCUGCAAGACUGUAAAGUGGAGCAAUCAAGCAAUCAAACUGAACUAACUUUCUACUGGGAUUACCAAAAGAUGCACUAUAAUGCUCCUCUUUUCCUUUCCGAGCCUCACUAA
Messenger RNA from Lachancea lanzarotensis, 1416 nucleotides. Its product is annotated as LALA0S01e00166g1_1. The transcript has a single exon. Gene Ontology annotation, cellular component: fungal-type cell wall. Bases 1 to 1416 code for a protein of 471 amino acids. Gene Ontology annotation, molecular function: acid phosphatase activity. The record is from RefSeq and is a predicted model, not a curated record. NCBI's taxonomy places the organism in Eukaryota, Fungi, Ascomycota, Saccharomycetes, Saccharomycetales, Saccharomycetaceae.